AUGCGCGCUGCUCGUAGAAGUUCUUUUUCAAAUGUCCCGCAGCAAGUUUUAGAAAACUUCCAGAAGCUCUUUGCAGUGGACCCUGAGAAAUUAGCAUCAGGAGAAGUAACAGCUCAAUUCCCAACUUUCAAUUCCUUUACUAUCAUAAAUUUGUUAAUUAUGGUCAAAAAUUUAUUCAAUGCCGAAGAUGUCAUCAUAAAAGCUAAGUCCCCGAUGGUCGUAGUUGGCGAUUUGCACGGGCACAUCAUUGACCUUCUUAGAAUUAUUAAACUUAAUGGAUUCCCUUUGAAUAAGAGAUACUUGUUUUUAGGUGAUAUUGUUGACCGCGGACAGUUUUCUUUUGAAACUCUUAUACUUGUUUUCGCUAUGAAGAUAAAUUGGCCGCAAAAUGUCAUUAUCAUUCGUGGAAACCACGAAUUCGACUUUACAUGCAAGAAUUCAGGAUUCCUUGCUGAGCUCAAAGCUCUUUACAAGGAUUAUGAGUCUUUAUAUGAAAGUUUCUUAGAUGUAUUCGCAUCAAUGCCAUUCGGAUGCAUAAUUGACAAUAAAUAUCUCGCUGUUCACGGAGGAAUCGGUCCGAAUUUCACAAAAAUAGAACAACUCGCAGCAAUCAAAAGACCAAUUACAGAUUUCGGAUUGAAUACUUUAGACGAAGUUCUUUGGUCUGAUCCAAAUAUACAAGUUCGUGAUUAUGAACGCUCUCCACGUGGAACUGGCGUUCUUUACGGUAUAGAUGCGGUAAAUAAAUUCCUCCAAGAUAACAAAAUAACUACAAUUAUUAGAGGUCAUGAAAAUACAUACAAAGGUAUUGAGAUUUUAUUUAACGGCAAAGUAAUUACUGUAUUUUCCGCUUCAAAUUAUUGUGGAAUCGGAAACAACAACGCUGGAGUUCUCCUCAUAUCCGGAGCAAAGGUCCAGCCUGUUAUAUAUGGUCCUUUACCAUAUGUGUAUCGUAAUCAAGUACAGUAUUUGCCUGCUCCUUAA
Messenger RNA from Trichomonas vaginalis G3, 984 nucleotides. RefSeq names its product phosphoprotein phosphatase protein. The transcript has a single exon. The coding region runs from base 1 to 984 and encodes 327 amino acids. Gene Ontology annotation, molecular function: protein serine/threonine phosphatase activity. Gene Ontology annotation, cellular component: cytoplasm; nucleus. Lineage: Eukaryota; Parabasalia; Trichomonadida; Trichomonadidae. The record is from RefSeq and is a predicted model, not a curated record.